AUGGAAAAAGUCACCUCCACUGAAGCUACUGCAGGUAGUUUUGAAAGUGACUUGGAAGCACUGACCAGUGGAUCUGAGGAUUGCAGCAAACGCAAUUCUCUGGCCUCAACUAAGCGCCUUUUAUUCAAGACGGUUGGUAAACAAGAUAGCAAUGAUUUUAGCCAGGACUACCAUGGAAUUAAAUCAUAUCUGCACAACUUCUAUGAUGCUCACUUCUACAAAGAUCCAUCUAUCUAUGAAGAGGAUGAUUCCUUUCAAUACUUGCUGCAUCCUCAAAACCGACGCCAGAAAUGCCCACCAAUUUGGUGGAAGAUAUUCUUGUGGUUAGGUGCCAAUUUGUUAUUCUUUGGGGUUGUUGGAAUUCUCAUCGGUUACUUGGUUCCUCAGCGAACAGUCAUAAUUGAUAUCAAUGACAGCACCAAAAUUGCCAUGGUAGACAGGGAUGCUGAACGCUAUAACAAAAUGCUGGACAUUAGUAAAGUUGUUGGACUGAUUGUUUUCUGUUCAGGAGCUGCUAUUUUUUCACUAGCUUUGCUCUUUCCAAGUUUUUUCACAAGUUAUUGUGAGGAUGACAUUUGUGAUUCAAUGGACGAGUCUUUCCAUAUUAAUAUCAGUGAAAUGGACAAAACACCUCUUAGCCCAAUGGAAAUGACCAUACCAGUGACCGCUCAAACCAAGAAUAUUCAACCCAAUAUUCCACCUCCAACAAGUAUCUUGCUGUCUGACGAUUUGAUCCUUAUGAAAGACUAA
Molecule: messenger RNA, 750 nt
Organism: Acanthosepion pharaonis
Lineage: Eukaryota; Metazoa; Mollusca; Cephalopoda; Sepiida; Sepiidae
Source: the annotation of a GenBank genome assembly